AUGCCUGUCCGUCUGCCAUACCCGCAGCUCCGCGCCUUUUCGACCAAGCCCAGGCAAUGUGCCAAAUUCGACAAAUUCGAGCUGUAUGGGGGCCGCCCCAUCCCCGCCAAUAAGCAGCGAUUGAUCCCGACAUCGGGCAGCUAUCCACAGGGGUUCACUGUAGGCAGUACGCGCGCCGGCAUUAAGCCCGCCGGCAACAUCCAACCAGAUUUGGUCAUUGUCGCGUCAGAAACCCCAGCAUCAGGUGCCGCAGUCUUCACCAAGAAUGAAUUCUGUGCUGCUUCUGUGUCGGUCAGCCGAGAGCUAAUGCGCCACACCAAUGGUGCUGGACUGCGAGGCGUCGUUGCAAAUGCCGGGUGUGCCAACACCCUCACCGGGCAGGCGGGACUAGAUGAUGCAACCGCCAUGGGGCGCGAGGCGGCGAGAUGUAUAUCUAAUGGGACGGCUGAUAAUGGAAAUUCUUUGAUGGUCAUGCACACAGGCGCAGGUGCACAGCGGCUCCCUAUCGACAAUAUAUUGCAUCACCUACCCAAAUUGACUAAAACGAUGGGAAAUACGCAUGAUCACUGGCUCGACGCCGCCGUCGCCCUGAGUACAACCGAUACAUAUCCCAAAUUGAUUUCGCGUACUUUCAGCUUGCCCUCUGCAUCUGCGACUAAAUUUUCUCUCGCUGGUCUUACUAAAGGCGCGGGAAUGGUCCAUCCCAACAUGGCCACCACCCUGGGGAUCAUUUGUACGGACGCUCCGGUGACACCACCAGCCCUACAGAUUCUGCUCAAAGGUGCUGCAUCUAGAUCAUACAACUGCAUUUCCAUUGACGGUGAUACCUCCACAAAUGACAUGGUCACCAUGUUUGCGAACGGUGCUGCUGCAUCUCCCGAUCAGCCCGCGGUUGACAUCUCUCCAGAGCCCUCGGUUGAUUUUGUCGCGUUCCAGCAAGUGCUCAGCGAAUUUAUGGCUGACAUGGCUAAGCUGGUUGUUCGGGAUGCCGAGGGUGCCUCGAAAUUCAUUACCAUUCGCGUACGCGGGUCACCAUCUUAUGAUGCGGCUCAUCAUAUUGCGUCGGUGAUCUCACGCUCUGUGCUCUGGAAGACAGGGAUCUAUGGAAGAGACCCUAACUGGCACGGAAUUCUGGCUGCGCUGGGUUAUUCGCUCCUGGACACCUCUUUCGCUGGACAGGGUAUUAUUAUCCCAGAGCAGACAUCUGUGAGUUUUAGGGAUGGCGCCGAGACUGUGAAAUUCCUGGAUUGCGGCGUCCCUGUUCCCGUUGACGAGGUCAAAAUAAAACAAAUCAUGGACAAAGAAGACAUCGAGACUAUUGUGGACUUGAGAGAUGGCACGGCUGAAAAACCCACCGAGGAGGCCGUUUAUUGGACAUGCGACAUGACGCAUGAUUUCAUUUCAAUGAAUUCGGGCGUUGAGAUUCGCUAG
Molecule: messenger RNA, 1431 nt
Organism: Penicillium antarcticum
Lineage: Eukaryota; Fungi; Ascomycota; Eurotiomycetes; Eurotiales; Aspergillaceae
Product: bifunctional ornithine acetyltransferase/N-acetylglutamate synthase
Exons: 2
Coding region: 1-1431 (476 amino acids)
Biological process (GO): L-arginine biosynthetic process; L-ornithine biosynthetic process
Cellular component (GO): mitochondrial matrix
Molecular function (GO): L-glutamate N-acetyltransferase activity, acting on acetyl-L-ornithine as donor; L-glutamate N-acetyltransferase activity, acting on acetyl-CoA as donor
Source: RefSeq, a predicted model, not a curated record